CUUAAAAAAAAAUAAAGUCUUACAACAUGUACCAUGUUUGUCAGUCAUCAAGGUUCUUCUAAUGGUAGCUUAGGCCAGCUCAUUGCAGCUCACUGCACCCACUUUCUUGUUCAGUUUUGUUGUUACAACUUCACAGGCCUAAUUUUUUUCUAGCUGCUCCUCACUGAUGUUUCUCCAUGUUUCUGAUGUAGGGGCUUCCCAAACACUGCUGUUUGCACUACUACAGGAAACCAGGCCUGGACAUCCCAGACAACAGAAGGUCAAGAGGUCUCUGGGAAGCAAAAAGUCUAAGCAGUUUGAGGAGGUGGAAACUACUGUCCUGGGACUGAACAGUAGAUAUGAUGAGACAGUGAGCAGCAUUUCUUCUGCUGCACCAAAGGGUCAAGUGAACGGCAGCACAGAGUCCAGGAGCAAGCGGACCAUUCGCAGGCCUGCUUACUGGCUGGAAAUGAGAGGAAUCAAAAACAGCGUUAACAAGUCUUCAGAGAGAAAAGCAGAAGUACUAUUGAAAGGCAAGAGGAAAUCUGAGGAAGUGGAAACUGAAGAUCUUAAAGACUCUCCAAAGAAGAAGCGAAAGAUUUCAGGAAAAAAACAGCAGGCUGGAACACAACAAAACUCCAAAAGAGAAGGUCACUGUGUUCAGAAAGAACCAGAAACCUAUGGCACAGGUAGUAUGGAAGAGCAAUGGUCUUUGGAAAUUCAGGACAAAGGCCGAGUUACCUGUCCAACAUGUCGGGCUGUGGUGAGAAAGACUGUAGAAGGCCUGAAGAAACAUAUGGUAAAUUGCAGGCAGGAAAUGUUCACAUGUCAUCACUGUGGGAAGCAGCUGAAGUCUUUAGGAGGGAUGAGAUACCAUGUCAUGGCAGACCAUAACAAUCAGCCAGUUGUGAAGGAGGGAGGAGAAUUGGAUGAGCAGCUUGAGCGAGACCGCCUUCGGAAGAUUUUGAAGCGUAUGGGAAAACUAAAGUGUACGAGGGAGGGCUGCACAGGCAGCUUCACUAGCAUAAUGGGAUACCUGUAUCAUGUUAAAAAAUGUGGGAAGGCAGCUUCUGAGCUGGAGAAAAUGGCUAUGAAGUGCCAUCACUGUGGAAAAGCAUACAGAUCAAAGGCAGGACUUGUCUAUCAUCUCCGAUCUAAGCAUGGGCCGGUCACUUUCCUCCAGGAGGAGAGAAGAACAGAGAGCCUGAAGGAAACAAAACGGGAGCCAAACAGCACAGGCAGAGUUCAGAGGAGAUCUGCUAAGGUGGCAAUCUACUAUCUCCAUGAGCUAGCUGGAGAAGAGCUGGCCAAAGAGUGGCCCAAGAGAAAAGUUCUGCAAGACUUGAUUCCAGAUGAUCGCAAGCUGAAAUAUACUCGUCCUGGACUGCCAACAUUUAGUCAAGAUGUGCUGUGCAAAUGGAAAACUGAGAUAAAGAUGUACCGAAGAGUUCACUGCCCAAAUGAGGGUUGUGAAUCUGUAUAUGGCAGUGUCUCAGGACUCAAAUCUCACCUUGGCACGUGUACCUUGGGAGACUUUGUGGCUGGUAAAUACAAGUGUCUUCUGUGUGAGAAGGAGUUCAUUUCAGAGAGUGGAGUCAAGUAUCACAUCAACUCCAUGCACGCUGAGGACUGGUUUGAUGUGAAUACAACUACCACCAAAAGCUUUGAGAAGCUAAUGAAAAUCCGCCAAAGAGAAGAGCAGAGGAAGCAACGGAAGAAACGUCCUUUGAGCAGGGGGAAAAAGAAGAGAACCGCAACCCUGGCUGUGAAGAAACUCCCCACUGCUGGAGUUGAGAAAAUUAGGAGAACUAAGAGAGGUCGUCCAAAGCGGGUGGACAAUGAGAGUGGUGCAAGUAGUGAGGAGGGGGAGCCCCAAGUUGCACAGAGAGCCGAAUUUCCAAAAACCAGCCACAAGCGAGGCCGGAAGUAAAUCCCUAGAAGAGAAGGAAUAAUCCUAAAGCUUUUCAGUUACAAGCCCCACCUCUGUCAAGCUCAUAACCCACAACACUGAUAUAAGCAACUGAGUAUCUUUGGGACUGUGACUCCAUUCUACUCAGUGACCUUGAUUUUGAGACUGUUGCCUCUGGUCAUUUGUGAGAGACUUCAAACCAAAGCUGUGGUGCAGAGGAUGCCUCUCCUGCUGUAGUACCCCUGAACAGUGGCACUAGCAGUGUACCCAGUGUAGUUACUGCUGUGGUUACAGUCUCAGUUUGGGUCACAUUAGUUGCUUGUUUAGUGGUUUCCAGUACGGCAGGUGUCUGUUACGCCAUCUUCCUCUGAUGGGUGAGAUCAGGGUUUUUUUAUAGCAGUUCUUCCUCUAAGAGACUGACCAGCACAGUGUUUAGGUCUUUUUAAAGGGGGAAUCCUUUCUUGCACAGUAUGCACACAAACUAAACAGUGCUGUGCAGAAUACAAAGGUUUUAGCUUGCCCUGUAACUGUCCUGUCAUCAGCAAGGCAGCCAACAGGCAGGAAAUACAUCCCUAGUGUGUGUUCCACUCUGUUGCACAAGGCACUGUCUGAUGCUUAGGCUCAGCACCACACAGUAGCAUGUGAGCUCUGGUGUGCUCGGAAGUGAUGGUACAUAAUUAUUACCCUUGUCAGGAACCCAAUAUUCUCCUGGCAUCUGUCUUCUGUAGCACUGGGCAUUAAAUGUAUGUAAAGGGUCUUCCAGUCCAGUCAGGAAUAAUUACUCUCCAGCCUUUUGGAUAUUCACUGACCCUACAAACCCCAAGUAACUAAUGCAGCGAGGUGGUCUUCUUGAGCCCUCUGAAUACUACUUGUUUCAGACUCACUUGAGAAACAAACUUAUUGCAAGACAGUGCAUAUAUACAGUAGCAGUCUUGCUGAUUCUAAAACCCAGGUCCCAUUGAACUGCCUUGCCAGUGGUGUUCUUUGUCAUGCCCAUGCUCCUAUAGCGUCCUUUUUUUCUGUGCUGUGAAUGGCACCUUUGUUGUGUUACAUCACCUGCUUCUUUCCAAUACUGCUUCCUUUGUGUGAAUGAGGUAUAUUAGCUGUGGCUUCCCUGUGUGAAAAAAGAUUAAAAGAAAAGGGUUAAUUAUUCUAAGCCACAUGUUGGCAUGAAUUCUGGAUCAUAGGGAAUAUCUUCCUGUGCUCCAUAAAUGCAGCAGAAGCUAGUAGGAAGCAGCACCACAGGCAGUCCUACUCUGUCUUUCAGAGAAAGGGUUCUCCAGAAUUUCUUUUAUCCAGAGACUCACUGUACCAGGAAGCUGCAAAAUUAGCAAUUUUCCAGGCAAGAAAAUAGGCAGCUGGCUCUGUGUUAUCUCCCUGUGAAUUUUCAUUGUCUAACAGAGCUGUUGGUUCUGAAAUUCACAGAGAAGCCUUUGCAGUGCCUGGUGAAUUGGUGGACUUACAUAUAAAAUCAUAGAAUGGUUUGGGUUGGAAAGGACUUUAAGAUCAUCUAGUUCUAACCCCCUUGCCAUGGGCAGGGAUGCCUCACAUUAGACCAUGUGUCCCAAGGCUGUCCAUCCUGCCCUUGAAUGCUGUGAGGGAUGGAGCAUUUUACCACUUCUCUGGACCACCUGUGCCAGGGCCUCACCACCCUCACAAUAAAGAGCUUCCUCCUAAUGUCUAACCUGAAUAUGUGUGAUUACCAAAAUAAUCACACUGGCCCUGACAAUGGGAAGUGCUGUAAGGCCAAGGGUGUUCUCAGUAACUGCCUCUCCACUAUCAGUAAAUACUAUCAGUAAAUAUCAGUUUAAAUGCUAUCAGUAAGCAAAGCAGAGAGCAGCGGAGCAUAGUCUGUCUCUCAUGAGGAUUAACACAUGUAUGGUAGUGAGACAGUAUGUAGUGCUCUAUUGUGAUUUACAUGCAGUGGUUACAUGGCCUUUUGGAGCCAGCCAUUCACUGUUGUUGCAGUGCUGUGCUGAAAGUAUAAAUAAGUGGGCUCGUAUGCAGGGUGUGUAAGGUGUGCAGGAAGGUGGGCAAGGUCAGAAGACAACAAAAUAAAGUGUCGCCAGUGCAGGAAUGUGGGGUUUUUUUGUCUGUUUGUUGUGUAGUGUUCUUGGUUCCAUCCCUGUUUGCACAACACACCCCAACCUGCCCACUUGGUUUUCCUGCAUGCUUUGGUCCCGUUGAGAUGUCUGCAUUACUUCUCUUCAGUAAUCUACACAGCUGUCCUUUGACCACACAUGUUUACUGCCUUCCCAUCCAAUAGAUGGACAAGAUAAACCAAUGAAUUAAAGUAGGUUUUUCUUAGUGAA
Messenger RNA from Pezoporus occidentalis (night parrot), 4200 nucleotides. RefSeq names its product zinc finger protein 512 (gene ZNF512). The record is from RefSeq and is a predicted model, not a curated record. Bases 167 to 1909 code for a protein of 580 amino acids. Lineage: Eukaryota; Metazoa; Chordata; Aves; Psittaciformes; Psittacidae. Gene Ontology annotation, molecular function: zinc ion binding. The transcript has 14 exons.